AUUCCCUUUGUUUACUCUCCUCUCUGCACGCUGAAAAUAAAAAUCUGUAUAAAUAAAAAACCCUACGCCUCUCUCUCUCUCUCGUCUUCUCUCCUUCCCAGUCUCACACAAACUUCCUUCGUAUAAAUCCUUUGUUUCCAUAAAAAGUCAUAUAAAAAUAUAUAUAUAUUCGCAAAAAUAUCGCUAUAUUCGAAGAAACUCUCACCCCCUUAGGGUUUCCAAUCUCUAAAUCCGAUCCCACAAUCACCCAAAGAUCCUUACUUUUUCGGUAAUCCCCCCUGCCUCACUCAAAAAAGAUUCGAUUUUUUUAAGCUUCCGGUGAACCGGAGAGCUAAUACAUUAUAAAAGGAACAGACUUUUCUCGAAUCUGAGAGGGGGUUUGUUUUUGAUUUAAACAAUGGAUGACCUUGAAAACGCAAUACUAAUCAGCUUCGAAUCUGGUCCUGUCGAAGCUUCGUUAAAGUCUCACGCCGUUAGUUACUGUCAGCAAAUCAAGGAAACGCCGGAUGUGUUUAGGAUUUGUAUCCACAAGCUCUGGUUCUGUAACCUUGUCCAAGUCCAGUUCUGGUGUCUCCAGACUCUCCAGGACGUUCUGAGGGUCAGGUACGGAUCCAUGAGCUCGGAGGAGAGGAGUUUCGUGAGGAGCUCGGUGUUCUCGAUGGCGUGUCUGGACGGUGUUGAUAACAAUGAGGGCCUUGUGAGGGUUGUGGAAGGGCCUGUGUUUGUUAAGAACAAGCUCGCUCAGGUUUUGGUUACUCUGAUCUACUUUGAGUACCCUUCGGUUUGGUAUUCUGUGUUUGUUGAUUUCAUGAGGUGUCUGAGCAAGGGAGGUGUUGUGAUUGACAUGUUUUGUCGGGUUUUGAAUGGGUUGGAUGAUGAGUUGAUUAGCUUGGAUUACCCUCGGUCCCCUGAGGAGAUUGCGGUGGCUGCUCGGGUUAAGGAUGCGAUGAGGCAGCAGUGUGUCCCUCAGAUUGCUAAAGCUUGGUAUGACAUUGUCUCCAUGUACAGGAACUCUGAUCCUGAUCUGUGCGCUACGGUGUUGGAUUGUAUGAGGAGGUUUGUGUCUUGGAUUGAUAUUAAUCUUGUUGCGAAUCAAAUGUUUGUUGCGCUGCUGUUUGAGUUGAUUUUGUCUGAGGGGUUGGCUGAUCAAGUCCGUGGUGCAGCUGCUGGGUGUGUCUUGGCCACGGUUGCUAAGCGGAUGGAGCCCCACUCGAAACUGCCUCUCUUGAAGGAGCUCCAUAUAAGCCGUGUUUUUGGUUUAGUAGUGUCGGGAGAUGCUGAUUCAGAGCUUGUGUCUGAGGUGUCCGCUCUGGUUACUGGCUAUGCUGUUGAGGUUCUGGAGUGCCAUAAGCGGUUGAACUCAGAGGAGACCAAGGCAGUCUCCAUGGAUCUGCUGAACGAAGUUCUGCCAUCGGUUUUUUACGUCAUGCGGAACUGUGAGGUUGACUCUACUUUUAGUAUCGUCCAGUUUCUCAUGGGUUACGUUUCGACUCUCAAAGGCUUCCCUGCACUGAAGGAGAAGCAGCUCCUCCACAUUAAUCAGAUUCUUGAAGUGAUCAGGAUCCAGAUUUGCUACGACCCUAUGUAUCGUAGCAACCUUGACUCGCUGGAUAAGAUUGGGUUGGAAGAGGAAGAUAGAAUGUCCGAGUUUAGAAAAGAUCUCUUCGUCUUGUUGCGUACAGUGGGACGUGUUGCUCCUGAAGUUACGCAGCAUUUCAUCCGAAACGCUCUAGGAAACGCUGUUAAAUCCUCUUCUGAGAGAAACGUGGAAGAAGUGGAAGCUGCGCUCUCGCUUUUGUAUUCGCUUGGAGAGGCUAUGACGGAGGAGGCCAUGAAAACAGGAUCUGGAUGUUUGAGUGAAUUGAUUCCAAUGCUGUUGACCACUAAGUUCCCUGGUCAUUCUCAUAGGCUAGUGGCACUUGUGUACUUGGAAAACAUAACUAGGUACAUGAAGUUUAUCCAGGAACAUUCUCAGUACAUUCCAAAUGUUCUUGGUGCUUUCCUUGAUGAAAGGGGUUUGCAUCACCAGAACGUCCAUGUGAGCCGUAGAGCUUAUUACUUGUUCAUGAGAGUGGUUAAACUGUUGAAAUCAAAGCUUGUUCCGUACAUUGAUGAGAUCCUGCAGAAUCUCCAAGAUACGUUGUCCCAGUUGACAACCAUGAACUUUGCAUCAAGAGGACUUUCAGGAACUGAAGAUGGCAGUCACAUUUUUGAGGCCAUUGGCUUAAUCAUAGGGCUAGAGGAUGUUCCAGCUGAAAAGCAGUCAGAUUAUCUAUCUUUACUGCUUACUCCUCUCUGUCAACAGAUUGAGAACGGACUUAUGGAGGCAAAAGUCGCAAGUUCCGAAAACUUUCAUGCAAAAAUUGCUAAUAUCCAGUUUGCCAUUGUGGCUAUUAAUGCUCUCAGCAAGGGAUUUAGUGAACGUCUUGUUACUGCGAGCCGUCCUCGAAUUGGUCUCAUGUUUAAGCAGACACUAGACAUGCUUCUAAGGAUUUUGAUCGAGUUUCCAAAGGUUGAGCCUUUGCGGAGUAAGGUCAUAUCACUCAUACAUCGUAUGGUUGAAACCCUUGGACCCUCUGUGUUGCCCUAUCUUCCCAGGGCUUUAGAACAGCUACUUGCUGACAGUGAGCAGCCGAAGGAAAUGGUUGGUUUCCUGGUACUACUCAAUCAGCUCAUCUGCAAGUUCGGCACCUCUCUCCGUGGUAUACUGGACGAAGUCUAUCCUGUGGUUGCCUAUAGGAUUUUCAAAGUAAUUCCAAGAGGAGAUGACUCACCCUCACGUUCUGUUACUAUUACUGAGGAAAUGAGGGAAUUGAUCGAGCUUCAAAGGACGCUGUACACGUUUCUUCAUGUGAUGGCCACACAUAAUCUCUCUUCUGUAUUCCUUACCCCUAAGUGUGAGCCGUAUUAUGAACCAAUGAUGCAGCUGCUUUUGAACACUUCUUGUACUCACAAGGACAUUACUGUGCGAAAGGCAUGCGUGCAGAUAUUUAUUAGACUAAUUGAAGAUUGGUGUCCCAAGCCAUACACAGAGGAGAAGGUCCCAGGUUUUGAUCUCAAGAUCAAAACUUUUGCAACAAACUGCUGCUUUUACAGUGUACUUGAUAAGUCUUUUGACUUCAAUGAUGCGAAUACUCAGGGCUUGUUCAGUGAAAUCAUCAAGGCUCAGAAAGUGAUGUAUGACAAAUUUGGUGAUGCAUUUCUCAUGCAUCUUUUGUCUGGAGCUUUUCCAUCUGCAGAUCGUCCACAAGAUUUGGCGGAGCAGUAUCGCCAAAAGUUGCAGGGUAAUGAUACUGGGGGACUCAAGUUAUACUACCAGUCCCUUAUAAAAAAUCUCAGGCUUCAACAAAACGGGAAUCAUGUUUUCAGAUAGCAUUCGAAAUAAAGGUUUCUCAUAAUCAAUUCUGCCGCGAGCUCUACCACUGUGAACUCUAAAAGGUUUCUCCAGAUGUAAAUAUUGUUGCCAUUGUGUUACUCGAGAGAGGCAACAAGUUGUACCUUUACCAAAAGAAACAUGUUAUUGAUUCACUCCCCCCGAAGUAGUUUACUCGAACCAAGGGCAUUGCAAGUUCUUCCAGUGCAACACUCCAAAUUUUUCUCUUUUGUUUUUUUUUCUGGCCUUUUUGUCGUGGGAUUGUAUCUAUAAAGCUUCUCUUCUUUUGCCCUAUCUCCAAAUUUUGAUUAUGUCAUGACUCUUGAACUUGUGCUUUAGGUGUUACGUGCUUCUUCUUGUCCAUGAAAAUACUUGGAAAGAAAAAACAAAAGAAACAGAAAGUUUUGGCUGA
Messenger RNA from Raphanus sativus (radish), 3785 nucleotides. RefSeq names its product exportin-T. Gene Ontology annotation, cellular component: nuclear pore; cytoplasm; nuclear matrix. Gene Ontology annotation, biological process: tRNA re-export from nucleus. Bases 398 to 3373 code for a protein of 991 amino acids. The transcript is spliced from 15 exons. Gene Ontology annotation, molecular function: tRNA binding; small GTPase binding. The record is from RefSeq and is a predicted model, not a curated record. Lineage: Eukaryota; Viridiplantae; Streptophyta; Magnoliopsida; Brassicales; Brassicaceae.